Messenger RNA from Hemicordylus capensis (graceful crag lizard), 1646 nucleotides. It is a transcript of the gene AADAC, whose product is annotated as arylacetamide deacetylase. Gene Ontology annotation, cellular component: membrane. The coding region runs from base 184 to 1410 and encodes 408 amino acids. The transcript is spliced from 6 exons. The record is from RefSeq and is a predicted model, not a curated record. Lineage: Eukaryota; Metazoa; Chordata; Lepidosauria; Squamata; Cordylidae. Gene Ontology annotation, molecular function: carboxylic ester hydrolase activity.
GGGAAAGAAAUCCCUGUGCCUUCUGAUCGCUUCUGCUCUGCUUGCUUAUUACAUUUACAGCCCCAUUCCAGAGAAUGUUGAGCAGCGCUGGAAACUGAUGUUGAUUAAUGCUUGCUUUAAAACUCUAGGACAUAUGGAAAGGUCUAUCUGUGGCAGCAAUGCACAACUUUAGCCAUCCUGAAGAUGCUGGACUAUCAUCCCAGACUAUUGGCCACUGUGACUGGGGAACAUGGGAGUUGUAGUCCCCAAACAGCUGGAGGAUCAAAGAUGUGCAGCCCUGAUCUGUGGGGAGAGGAAGAAGUUGGGAAAGUGGGACAGAUGUGUUGGUGGAGAGAGUCUACCGUUGCCGAGAAGCUGGGUCUUGCAAACUACAUGGAAAUUCUGAUGAUAUUAACAAAUAUGGAACAUACAGCACCAAGAUCAGAUGAAAAGGUCACUGUGACAGACACCAAAUUUAAUGGUGUACCAGUUCGCUUGUAUGUCCCUAAAGGGCAGCCUGAUUCCUUGAAAAGGGCAGUGAUUUUUAUUCAUGGAGGUGGAUGGUGCGUAGGAGGAUCAGCCAUGGAGCCCUAUGACCUCCUGUCGAGACAGACUUCGGAAAGACUGAAUGCCAUUGUUAUAUCAGUCGAGUACAGACUGGCACCAAAAUAUCAUUUUCCAGUUCAGUUCGAAGAUGUGUACACAGUUGCCAAGUAUUUCCUGCAAAGCAGUAUUCUUGAGCAGUACAAUGUAGAUCCAAGCAGAAUAUGCAUUUCAGGAGACAGUGCAGGAGGGAACUUAGCUGCAGCAGUAGCACAGCAGCUUUUAGAUGACCCUGAUGUGAAAGUUAAAUUGAAGAUCCAAGCUUUGCUUUACCCUGCUCUUCAGACCAUUGAUAUGGAUUUACCAUCCUAUCAAGAUAAUGAGUACAUGCCAAUUCUGCCAAAGUCAUUAAUGCUCAGGUUUUGGAGUGAGUAUUUUACAACAGACAUCUCUCUGCACAAAGCGAUGGAAACCAACCAGCUUGUUCCUGCAGAGUUAAGCCAUUUGUUUAAGUAUGUAAACUGGAGUAACUGGCUACCUGAAAAGUUCAAAAAGGGCCAUAUUUAUACCACGCCAACGCAUGGAAGUUCCAAGCUUGGAGAGAAAUAUCCAGGGUUCCUUGAUCCAAGAGCAGCACCAUUAUUGGUUGAUGACAUCAAGUUGCGUGGAUUACCUCUCACAUAUGUUGUUACUUGUCAACAUGACGUCUUGAGAGAUGAUGGAAUUAUGUACGUCUCACGACUUAGGGAAGCAGGAGUUCAGGUAACACAUGACCAUGUCGAAGAUGCUGUUCAUGGGGCUCUUAUUUUUAUUACAAGCCCAUUCACCCUAACUACAGGACAGAGAAUGGUUAAUAACUACUUAGAAUGGCUAAAUAAGAAUUUAUAAAGGAAAUAAUGCCUACAGAAUUCCUUUGAUUCUAUUUUUUUUCUGGUUUAUUUGGGGUGGGUUUUGUACAAGGAGGAGUGUUUCUUUUCUGCCAAUAACUUUGAUGUAAUUUCUUGGACAUUGUAAUUAUUGCAAAAUCCUUUUCUCCCUCUGGGCAAGACUGUUUUUUAAAAAUAAAUAAAUAAAUCUUAAUCAAUUUGUUAUUAAUUUAAAAUAAAACAUUGAAAUCAAAGGAA